Loxodonta africana (African savanna elephant) is the source of this 3271-nucleotide messenger RNA. It is a transcript of the gene CHTF18, whose product is annotated as chromosome transmission fidelity factor 18. Gene Ontology annotation, cellular component: nucleus. The transcript is spliced from 20 exons. The coding region runs from base 39 to 3080 and encodes 1013 amino acids. NCBI's taxonomy places the organism in Eukaryota, Metazoa, Chordata, Mammalia, Proboscidea, Elephantidae. Gene Ontology annotation, molecular function: single-stranded DNA helicase activity; ATP binding; DNA clamp loader activity. The record is from RefSeq and is a predicted model, not a curated record.
CGGGGAGCGGGCCUGGAGAUACCGCUGCGGCGAGCAGCAUGGAGAACUACGAACAGGACCCUUUUGGGGUCGAGGACGACUUCCACAGCCAGUUCGCGGCCGAGCUCGAGGUGCUGGCCGAGCUGGAAGGGGCCUCAGGUCUGCCACUCUCCAGGACUCCUCAGCCCCCAGUGGGCCAACCCCAGCUGAGCUUUGAGGAGGCCAUCACCAGAGAAGAUGCUGCCACCUGCUCUUCUCUGGUCGGGUCUCUGCAGAAAGGCAAGGAUGGUGCCAGGAAGAGAAAACUGGAUAGUGAUGUCCACAGGGACAGAGUCUUGCCUCCCAGUAUGUCUGCAGGGUUAGCCGCAGGGGCCGGGGUGGGGUGUGAAGCUGGGGAAGUGUCUCUUGCUCCUCCAUGUGUCCCCACAGCCCCCAGGAUCAAAUGGCCGCGGCUGGAGGUGGUCAAGAGACUGAACUUUGAGUCAGAGGAAGAGAUGGAGGAGUCACUGCCCAAUUCCCUACAGUGGGGCAUCACUCCCCCGCCAAGCCCCAAGGUCCCUGCUGAGCUGUGGGGUGAUGGGCCCUUGGACACUGGAGCCGACACGGAUCCCAUGUCGGCCUCACCAGCUGCUCGCAAUCCUGUCCUGCGGCGGCCACCAGUCCUGGAAGACUACAUAAACGUGACGUCAACUGGUGGCGACCGAGCCUUCCUGGUGCUAUGGGCUGACCCCACAGGCAUGGGGGUGCAGAGCCCUCUCCUGGACAUCCGGUGGCGUCGCCAUAGCCAGCUGGACCUGCUGGGUGUGCCCUUUGCCUCCCUGAAGGAGCAGGUGGAUGGCAAGCGGCAGCAGCGGCAGUUCGAGGAGGCCCAGCAGCUCUCAGAUGUGCUGCACAGCCUCAGGCCUGAGGAGGAGGAGUUCCCCCAGCCUGUGAGGGCCCCAGAGGAAGAGCCAGAGGUGGCUGAUGGCCAAGACGCCUCCCACCACUACCUGUGGGUUGAUGAGUUCGCGCCCCGGCACUACAUGGAAUUGCUCAGUGAUGAUUUUACCAACCGCUGCCUUCUCAAGUGGCUGAAGCUGUGGGACCUGGUGGUGUUCGGCCGUGAGAGGCCCACCUGGAAGCCCAGGCCCAGCACUGAACUGCCCCGAGUGGGCAAGGAGGCCGCAGCCUCCGGCAAGUGGAAGAGCUACGAGCAGGUGCUGGAGGAAAUGCUUGAGGCUGAGCUGGACGCGAGCCAGCGGCCCCAGCAAAAGGUGGCACUGCUGUGCGGGCCCCCAGGGCUGGGCAAGACCACCCUGGCCCAUGUGAUUGCACGGCAUGCAGGGUACUGCGUGGUUGAGAUGAAUGCCAGUGAUGACCGCAGCCCUGAGGCCUUUCGCACAUGCAUCGAGGCAGCCACGCAGAUGGAGUCAGUGCUGGGUGCUGGCGGGAGGCCCAAUUGCCUGGUCAUUGAUGAGAUCGACGGGGCCCCCACGGCCGCUGUCCAUGUCCUCUUGAGCAUCUUGGACCGCAGGGGGCCACAGGAGGGGGAGCCUAGAGGCCAGGCUGUGCCCAAGGGCAGGGGACGGCAGCACCAGGUGGAGGGGGGGCUCCUGAUGAGGCCCAUUAUCUGCAUCUGCAAUGACCAGUUUGCACCAUCCCUGCGGCAGCUCAAGCAGCAGGCCCUUCUGCUCCACUUUCCGCCCACGUUGUCCUCGCGGCUUGUGCAGCGGCUCCAGGAGAUUUCCCAGCGGUGGGGCAUGCAGGCUGACCCCGGUGUGCUUGUGGCCCUCUGCGAGAAGACGGACAAUGACAUCCGCGCCUGCAUCAACACCCUGCAGUUCCUGCAUGGACAGGGCCGGCGGGAGCUGAGUGCACAGGCUGUGCAGAGCAUGCACAUUGGCCUCAAGGACCAGCGCAAGGGACUCUUUGCAGUAUGGCAGGAAGUCUUCCAGUUGCCCCGGGCCAAGAGGUGCCAUGUGGACCAAGACCUAGCCCCAUCUGCCCACAUGCUCCUGACUAGGGAUAUAGGACCCUGCCCUGCCGAAAUGGCCUCGAUCUGCGUCUCGCAGCGCUUCCACCGUGUGCUGCAUGUGGCUGCCUCUGCUGGCGAGCACGAGAAGGUGGUGCAGGGCCUGUAUGACAACUUCCUGCGGCUGCGGCUUCGGGACCCCAGGCUGGGUACUGUGUGUGCUGCCCUCGACUGGCUGGCCUUUGAUGACCUGCUGGCCCGGGCUACCCUCCGUGGUCAGAGCUUCCAGCUGCUGCGCUACCCACUCAUCCUGCCUGUUGCCUUCCACCUGCUCUUCGCCGCUGCCCAUGUGCCGCGCCUGGCCUUCCCCAGCAGCCAGCAGGAGGCCCAGAACCGGACUAGCCGCACGCAGGACCUGAUCCAGACGCUAGUGUCGGGCAUCACACCGUCUGCCCGCAGCCGUACCAUGCCCCAGGCCCUUGUGCUGGAUGCCCUCUGCCCACUCUUGGAUAUCCUCACGCCAAAGCUGCGCCCCGUGAGCACACAGCUGUACAGCGCCUGUGAAAAGCAGCAGCUGGCUGACCUCGUGGGCACCAUGCUGGCCUACAGCCUCACCUACCGCCAGGAGCGGGCACUCAAUGGGCAGUACACAUACCGCCUAGAGCCGAAUGUGAAAGAGAUCUGCUGCUUCCCUGAGCUGCCCACCCGCAAGCCACUCACCUACCAGGCCAAGCAGCUCAUUGCCCAUGAGAUUGAAGUGGAGAAAAUGCGCCGGGCAGAGGCCUUGGCCCAAGUUGCCCAGGGCCCCCAGGCAGAUGGGGGUCCCCCAGGCACCGAGCACUCUCUGAGGGAUGAGCAGAAAGGGGUGCGGCACUCUGCUCCCUGCAACCAUGAGCAGCGGCUGGAAUUCAUCAUGAGGAAGGCCACCUUCGAGGAGCAGCCCGAGAGAGACUUCUUCGGGCGCGUAAUCGUCAGGAGCGUGGCCGCGCCCAGCAAGCAUGUGGCCCCAGCAGAGGACACGGCCCCUGGGAAGGAUGUGGUGGAGUGGUUCAUAGGCACAGCCGUGGGCAAGAGCCAUGUCUGGUUCCGCUUCAGCGAGGGAGUGUCCAAUGCCGUGCGGCGUCACGUACACAUCCGUGACCUACUGUAGCCUGGCCGCCCACGCUGGGGCCCCUGUUCCCCCAUCCCAUGCUGGGACCGGGCCCCAAGCCCCACCAGGACCCAUAGCACCUCCCUAUUUCAGCUGGAAACCAGUCUCCCACUGCAGUGUGUGUCCCCAAAGUAAAAACUUUGGAAAAGACAAUAAAAGUUAUACCUUUACAAGUUCAAAAAAGAUGCUUG